Messenger RNA from Penicillium longicatenatum, 234 nucleotides. RefSeq names its product 60S ribosomal eL39 domain-containing protein. Gene Ontology annotation, cellular component: cytosolic large ribosomal subunit; ribosome. The coding region runs from base 1 to 234 and encodes 77 amino acids. Lineage: Eukaryota; Fungi; Ascomycota; Eurotiomycetes; Eurotiales; Aspergillaceae. Gene Ontology annotation, molecular function: structural constituent of ribosome. The transcript is spliced from 2 exons. The record is from RefSeq and is a predicted model, not a curated record. Gene Ontology annotation, biological process: translation.
AUGAGUCACCUGACCAUCCAAGCGAAGUCGCCAAGCCCUGUCCGCACACAAACCACCCGCUUUCCCGAAGGUCGACAUCUUUCUCCCAUCCAAACCAGCUUGCCGUUGCGAUCAGCCAUCAAGAUGCCGAGCCACAAGACCUUCCGCACCAAGCAAAAGCUUGCUAAGGCUCAGCGCCAGAACCGCCCUAUCCCCCAGUGGAUUCGCCUGCGCACUGGCAACACCAUUCGGUAA